AUGCGCGUGGAUUUAAUCUCCGUCUUCUGGCACAACCUGGAAGGCGAGAAGCACAACGAACCGAUUCUCGCGUGUUCGUUCGAUCCUUCUUCAUCGUCUUCUUCGUAUAAACGUCUCGCGACCGCUGGAGGCGAUAAGACGAUAAAGAUUUGGGACGUUUUGGAAAUCGUCGACAAAGUGGAGGAGGAGGAGGAGGAGGAGAAAGAGGACGAGAGAGAAGCAAAAGUAGGAGAAGAGCAGACGCAAAGUCGCGUGGAAUAUAAAGAAACGAUCACUCGACACGCGGCGGUGGUGAAUUGCGUGAAGUUUUCUCCGGAUGGCGCCGCACUCGCGUCGUGUGGAGACCGAGGCGAAGCGUUCGUGUUUGAGAAGACGACGACGACGAGAAAGGAGGGAGAGGAAAAGAAGACGGAGACGACGAACAACGCGCAGAUGAUGGUUGUCUCUGGCAACAGAACCGAAUCUGAUGCUAAACAACAAGGAGAGGAAGAAGCGCCUUCUCUUUUUAAGUGCAAAUGCGCGUUGCGUGGCGGAACGGCGGAUGCGUUAGAUUUGACGUGGUCCGCCGACUCGCAGCUCGUCGCGGUGUCGUACAUCGAUUGGCGGACGAUUAUUUACGACGUCGCGAAUGGUGGGGUCCCCCUGAUUGCCUUCGAAGGUAAAAAAGGUAAAUGCGCGUUAGGUGCGAGCAGUGGUAACGGACACACAAGUUUUGUCCAAGGUGUGACGUUUGACGCGUUGUCAAAAUGGAUAGUUUCUGUGAGCGCGGAUAGGACGAUGUGUGCUUGGUCUUCGAAGAAGGUUGCGAUGAAAGCGAAGAAGGGCGAAAGUCCGAUUGCGACGAAGAAAGUUUGGACGACGAGCUCGUUCAAGUACAGCAGCUGCGCGAAGAGCGCAAAGUCUAGCAUAGAUAGCAGCAACCAAGGCAACGAAAACAACGAUGCGUGUUCAUCGAUGCUCUUUCACGACGACACCUUGCCUUCGUUCUUUAGACGACCAAGUUUCUCGCCGUGUGGUUCGUUCUUAGUCGUGCCCAGUGGUAUACUCAAGGAAAAGGUCUCCGAACACGGCGGCGCGAAGAAGAGUGAAAGUACGGACUGCGCGCACGUGUUCUCUCGAGACGAUUUGACGCAACCGAAAGCGUCCCUUCCGUCACUGAAACCGUCGACGUGCGUGGCGUUUUCGCCAAAGGUGUUUAAACUGAGAGGCGUUAAAAACGAUGACGAAUCAGUUGCUUCCACGAAUCCUUUUAGAGGAUUAAAGCACCGAUGCAUAUUUUGCGUGUGUACAAUUGAUGGAGCUAUGGUGUAUGAUACCGAAGUUGCUUCUCCUGUCGCCGUCAUUUCAAACGCUCAUUACGCCGCGGUCACGUGCGCGACUUGGAGCGCGGACGGGAGAACUCUGGUGUUGUCCAGUAAGGAUGGUUUCUGCUCGUUUGUUCGAUUCGACGAAGGUGAAUUUGGCGAAGAAGUCGAAAUGCCGAAACUUCCCGCGGAGACUGAAGUAGUGGAGGAGGGGAACAAGGAGAACGCCACGAUUAACGGCACCGCCGCGGCGAAAAAGCCAGACCAAGCCACGGUGGACGCUCUGUUCGCAAACAAUAAAAGUAGCACCGAAGAUACGAAUAAAGGCGUGGCGCAGACUGGAAGGCGAAUAACACCGGUAGCGAUGAUGUAG
Molecule: messenger RNA, 1677 nt
Organism: Bathycoccus prasinos
Lineage: Eukaryota; Viridiplantae; Chlorophyta; Mamiellophyceae; Mamiellales; Bathycoccaceae
Product: chromatin assembly factor 1 subunit B
Exons: 1
Coding region: 1-1677 (558 amino acids)
Biological process (GO): DNA replication-dependent chromatin assembly; nucleosome assembly
Cellular component (GO): nucleus; CAF-1 complex
Molecular function (GO): protein binding
Source: RefSeq, a predicted model, not a curated record